Zea mays is the source of this 1996-nucleotide messenger RNA. Its product is annotated as decaprenyl-diphosphate synthase subunit 1. Lineage: Eukaryota; Viridiplantae; Streptophyta; Magnoliopsida; Poales; Poaceae. Gene Ontology annotation, biological process: isoprenoid biosynthetic process; ubiquinone biosynthetic process. Bases 127 to 1413 code for a protein of 428 amino acids. Gene Ontology annotation, cellular component: transferase complex. The record is from RefSeq and is a predicted model, not a curated record. The transcript is spliced from 13 exons. Gene Ontology annotation, molecular function: prenyltransferase activity.
CUCCACGCCACGGGUGGCGCCUCCGUUCCAACCCACAAACCGAGCGGCGGCCGCCGCCUCCCUUUUCGUCUCUGACUUUUUCUACAAGCUCAUUCUUCCUCCCCCGAUCUCGGGAGCAGCCGAAGCAUGUCCUGGCGGUGGACUCUCGCGCGCCGCGUCGCCACGCUGGCCGCGAUCGGUGGCGGCGGUGCCCAGGCGCAGAGGCUCCUGUCCACCUCGUCAGCCGGCGGUGGCACUGGCCUCCUGGGUCGGCACUACAUACCCCUCGCCUCCCAGAUUCGGAGCAAGGUAGUUGGUUGCAGAGGAGCUGCUCUUGUGAGCUCCAGAUGGUUGCAUGAGGCCCAAUACCAGGUUCGCCAGGACGGGGCUUCCAGGGCUCAGGAACAGCAAGAUCCAUUUGAAUUAGUCGCCGAUGAGCUAUCACUUCUUGCAAAUAGGUUACGAUCCAUGGUGGCUGCUGAGGUCCCCAAACUGGCAUCAGCAGCUGAGUACUUUUUCAAGGUGGGAGCAGAGGGAAAAAGAUUCCGACCUACGGUUUUGUUGCUCAUGGCAUCAGCUCUGAAAUUUCCUUUGUCAGAGUCAACAGAAGGAAGAGUUCUCAGUAUAUUGGCAGAUAAACUCCGCACAAGGCAACAGAACAUUGCUGAGAUAACUGAAAUGAUUCAUGUCGCAAGCCUUCUGCAUGAUGAUGUUCUUGAUGAUGCUGAUACUAGGCGUGGUGUCAGUUCAUUGAAUCUCAUCAUGGGGAACAAGCUUUCUGUGCUGGCUGGUGAUUUCCUUCUGUCUAGAGCAUGUGUGGCCCUUGCAGCACUUGGGAACACAGAGGUGGUUUCUCUAAUGGCAACUGCUGUAGAACAUCUAGUUACUGGUGAAACUAUGCAGAUCUCAACAAGCAGAGAGCAACGGCGAAGCAUGGAGUACUACCUGCAGAAGACAUACUACAAAACGGCAUCAUUGAUAUCAAAUAGUUGCAAGGCUGUUGCUAUUCUUGCAGGGCACACAACUGAGGUCUCGGUGCUUGCAUAUGAAUAUGGUCGAAACCUGGGUCUAGCCUUCCAGUUAAUUGAUGAUGUUCUUGAUUUCACCGGCACCUCUGCAUCCCUUGGGAAGGGUUCAUUGUCUGAUAUUCGCCACGGAAUUAUUACUGCCCCGAUGCUAUAUGCGAUGGAGGAAUUCCCACAACUGCAAGAAGUUGUUGACCGGGGUUUUGAUAAUCCUGCAAAUGUUGAAAUUGCCCUUGACUAUCUCCAGAAGAGCCGUGGGAUUGAAAAGACAAAAGAGCUUGCACGAGAACAUGCUGAUCGUGCAGUCAAGGCUAUAGAAUCUCUACCUGAUAGCGACGACGAGGAUGUUCUGACUUCAAGGCGUGCUCUUAUUGAUAUCACAGAAAGAGUCAUCACACGGACAAAAUAGGAAGGUGUUCGGCGUCCAUAAGAUUCAGGUAGGUUGCAGCAAGAACAGUGGCGGCGUAGCUCGGCCGGUGCCAGCAGCCCAGCAGGCAGCUUCUUGCAGUUGCAGGGGCAGCAGACACAGACAGGAUCAAGGACGGGAAUGAUUCGGUGUCCCACAAGGCGUGAGCAGGCCAGGCAACGAUCGGAGCGAGGGGGCGGCGGUGAUGCGCAUGAUUCGCCGGUGUCCCCCUCGCCGGCUGCAAAAGCUCGCGGCGCCAAUAUUUGUGCGAGCAAAGGUGGAGCAGCGCCGCAGCAGGCUGGGGCUUUUGUGCUCAAGCUGAUUCCUGAAAAGAAGCGUAAAGAAGGCGAGCAGGAGAGCAAUCUACGCAAAGCGCCAUGAUAACCACUGCAAUUUGUGGGGACGUCAUGGAGCUAACUAGUGUAGGUUCAACAUAACUAAAAGACGAAAUCUUUCGCCUGAAAUUCAUAUGCGCACUCCUUGUGCAUGUAUUUAUAUGACUCGCCUCUACAUAUGUUUUUUUUUCAUUUCCCUUUUUUGAAAGAAGAAAAAAGAAAAGGGCAAAAGGACGAACAUUUUAGGUGUG